ACAUUGAUCAGUGGAAUAAAGUCAUCGAGCAGCUGGGAACUCCCUGUCCAGAAUUCAUGAAGAAGCUGCAGCCGACGGUACGCAACUACGUUGAGAACAGACCCAAGUACGCUGGCCUCACCUUUCCCAAACUUUUUCCAGACUCUCUCUUCCCAGCUGACUCGGAACACAACAAACUCAAAGCCAGCCAAGCCAGGGACCUUCUAUCAAAGAUGCUAGUCAUUGAUCCGGCCAAGCGAAUAUCAGUAGAUGAAGCCUUACAGCAUCCAUACAUUAACGUCUGGUACGACCCAGCAGAAGUGGAGGCGCCUCCUCCUCAGAUAUAUGAUAAACAGCUGGAUGAAAGGGAACACACAAUUGAGGAAUGGAAAGAACUCAUCUACAAAGAAGUAAUGAAUUCUGAAGAAAAGACAAAAAAUGGCGUAGUAAAAGGACAGCCUUCCCCUUCAGGUGCAGCAGUGAACAGCAGUGAAAGCCUCCCUCCAUCCUCAUCUGUCAAUGACAUCUCGUCCAUGUCCACGGAUCAAACACUGGCGUCCGACACAGACAGCAGCCUGGAAGCUUCUGCGGGACCCCUCGGUUGUUGCAGGUGA
Pterocles gutturalis (yellow-throated sandgrouse) is the source of this 593-nucleotide messenger RNA. RefSeq names its product mitogen-activated protein kinase 10. Lineage: Eukaryota; Metazoa; Chordata; Aves; Pterocliformes; Pteroclidae. The annotation marks the transcript as partial. Gene Ontology annotation, biological process: JNK cascade; protein phosphorylation. The record is from RefSeq and is a predicted model, not a curated record. Gene Ontology annotation, molecular function: ATP binding; JUN kinase activity. The transcript is spliced from 5 exons. Gene Ontology annotation, cellular component: nucleus; cytoplasm.